Molecule: messenger RNA, 1516 nt
Organism: Rhodamnia argentea
Lineage: Eukaryota; Viridiplantae; Streptophyta; Magnoliopsida; Myrtales; Myrtaceae
Product: alpha-L-fucosidase 1-like
Exons: 3
Coding region: 16-1503 (495 amino acids)
Biological process (GO): glycoside catabolic process; fucose metabolic process
Cellular component (GO): lysosome
Molecular function (GO): alpha-L-fucosidase activity
Source: RefSeq, a predicted model, not a curated record
GCACAAUUGUCGAUCAUGGUUAAGCUUCCACAUGCUUUGUCCCUAACCACAUUAGUCUCUCACUUGUUGUUCACGCUGGCCAUUUCGACGAGAGAGCGAGUCCCUACUCCCCCAUUGCCAAUUCUCCCUCUACCCUCCUACUCCCAGCUCAAAUGGCAACAGAGACAGAUCAUCAUGUUCCUCCACUUCGGCGUCAACACUUUCACCGGCCUCGAGCGGGGGACUGGACUUGAGGACCCGGCUAUAUUUAACCCGGUCAGCCUCAACACAAGCCAGUGGGUGAGCGCGGCCGUGGACGCCGGGAUUUCGCUCAUGAUCUUGACUGCUAAGCACCACGACGGGUUCUGCUUGUGGCCUUCUAAGUACACCGAUCACUCCGUGGAGAGCAGCCGUUGGAAAGGCGGGAAAGGGGACGUGGUUCGAGAGUUUGUGGAUGCGGCUAAGGCUCGCGGGGUCGAUGCCGGGCUGUACUUGUCCCCAUGGGAUAGGCACGAGCCUAGAUAUGGACAAAAUUUGAAGUACAAUGAGUAUUACUUAGCACAACUACAAGAGCUUCUCACCAAGUAUGGGAGUAUGAGGGAGAUAUGGUUCGACGGAUUCAAGAAUGCAAGUGCGGUGAACAUGACGUAUUACUUCACGGAGUGGUUCUCCAUGGUGAAGGAACUGCAGAGCUCGAUCAACAUAUUUUCAGACGCAGGUCCGGAUGUGAGGUGGGUUGGGAAUGAGGAUGGAUUUGCAGGGACUACUUGUAGGGCCACCAUUAACAAGUCCUCUCUCUCCAUUGGGAAUGCCAGCAUUGAAGGGUAUCUAAACAUCGGUGAUCCGAGAAGGACUGAUUAUCUGCCGGCAGAAUGUGACCUCUCAAUUAGAGAAGGAUGGUUUUGGCACAAGUCGCAAUCCCCCAAAAAGCUAAGCAAACUGCUCCAAAUAUAUUACAAGUCGGUGGGACGAAAUUGCGUGCUCCUUCUCAACGUGCCACCAAACACGACAGGCCUCGUAUCAGAGACAGAUGUGCACAGAUUGAAGGAGUUGAGGAAUGCGUUGGACACCAUUUUCUCAGUCAAUUUAGCGGAGAAGUGCUCCAUGAAAGCAAGCAGCCGAAGAGGAGGCAAGGACGGCGGGUUUGGGCCGGAGAAUGUGCUGGACGGCGACCACUUGUGGACCUAUUGGGCUCCGGGGGAUGAAGAAGAUGCUGGUGAGGUGGACCAAUGGAUUGAGAUGAGGGGGACGGACGGAGGGCUCAGAUUCAACGUGGUCAGGAUCCAAGAAGCAGUGGGGCUUGGUCAACGCAUCAAACGGCACGAGAUCUACGUGGAUGGCAAGAAGAUAGUUCAAGGAACCACCGUGGGGUACAAGAGGCUUCACAGGCUCAAAGGAGGUGUGGUCCACGGUAGUGUGGUGAGGGUCAGGAUCACCGAAUCAAAGGGUUUGCCUCUCAUCUCUUCCAUUGGCCUGCAUCUUGACCCCUUUUGGCAACCCAAGGACAGGAAGUCGCUUGACUGACCAGGUCCCUUGG